Molecule: messenger RNA, 468 nt
Organism: Fusarium graminearum PH-1
Lineage: Eukaryota; Fungi; Ascomycota; Sordariomycetes; Hypocreales; Nectriaceae
Exons: 2
Coding region: 1-468 (155 amino acids)
Source: RefSeq, a predicted model, not a curated record
AUGAUCAGCAAUGAAUAUCUCCAUAAGGGUGCGCUCAUCCUCCUUGCAGCUGAGAAGCGCUUACGAAGAACAGGAUGUUCUGUCUCAUUCCCGCUUACUUCAUGGAAAAGCUUUAGUCAAGGGAACAUUACCUCACCACUCCUUUCUCAUGUUCUUGGGUUACAUCUGAAUAAGCCCAGCGUACAAUACUUCCAGUUGGUCGUCAUUACUGUGGCACCAGCUUCUUAUGAUUGUUUGCCGCUGGAUCAUCGCGAGCAGGAUAUUUAUUCUCUCGACAAUCCCGGUUAUGGAUCUGAUGACAUGGUCACUGACAGAAUAAAACCUGAUGCCGAUGUCGGCGCCUUCAGUUUGCGCCAGGUCUGGUGUUCUUCGGUGGCACAUGUCGCACCUCGGAAUUACAGCUCCGAGCUGGGCAAAGUUGUGCUGACACAAUCAAGUGACCAGCAAAGGAUGCACGUCGAUAAAUGA